Messenger RNA from Nestor notabilis (Kea), 2935 nucleotides. RefSeq names its product transcription factor TFIIIB component B'' homolog. The record is from RefSeq and is a predicted model, not a curated record. The transcript is spliced from 17 exons. NCBI's taxonomy places the organism in Eukaryota, Metazoa, Chordata, Aves, Psittaciformes, Psittacidae. The annotation marks the transcript as partial.
GUCCAACAAUAAACUAAGUUCUGGAGAAGAAAGUAAACAGAGUGAUACAAAAACUUUGUAUCAAGUGAAUGAAUCCCCUUGUCACUCAAGGCCAAACCUAAUGAGAGUUAUUAGAAAAAGGGGUUACCCUGAAGAAAGUGAAAACAGAGAAGAGGACAACUCUGAUAACAGAAAUGCAGAAGAGUGUUUGAUUUUAGAAAAAACAAGUGUAUCAGUGCUAAAAUCUAGUAACACAGUGGAAACUGCAUCAUUCUCGGAGACUACAAGAAAACACAAUUUUACAGACUCUGUUGGAGAAGCAUCUUGUAAAAGAAUGAGGCAGGAUAGUAGACUCCAGUCUCCAGAGGUAUCAUCAGAGAGUGAAAGUCAAGUAGAACAAGAAGAUUCUCAGCUUUCUGCCCCGAAGGAAAAAAAAUCAGACAAUCUCACAAGAAGGCAGUCCAGGAGGCCAGCAAAACGGAUAGCGCUGCCAAAACAUGUCUCUGAGCUAAGAACUGCUGCCUCUUCUUCCUCUGAAUGUGAGGCUGAUUGCAGUGAGAAGGGGAAUCAAAGGCAAGAAGUUAAACUGAGUGUUACUAGAGGCAAAAGUCUGAAAACUGUACAUAGAAAGAAAUCCGUGAAGGAGCACAGAAGUUCAAAGAUAACCUUGGUGACCCUCCGGGCUUCUCAAGAGGAGGAGGAGGAGGCAGAUGACUUUGAGCCUGAUGAUGAAGAUGGAUACUUUGCACCCGAAGAAGUGAACAAAGCUCCAGUGUUUGUUCCUAUAGGUCUUCGAUCUCCAAAACCUGUUCCUGUUCAGAUAGAGGAAACCAUGGAGGAGCUGGAGAUACCUGUGAAUAUACCAGAUGUGCAGGUGGCUACUGAUGCUGAAAGUCUCUCUCGUGCAUCUGUACAGCCACUGGCACAAAGUGAGGAAAAAGUAAGCACCUCAAUGGCAGAAACAACCAUACAUGAAAAUCCAGAGGUGGACAAAGGAAUUAAUGAUGGAAGCACUGAAGCUGCUAUGACUUUACUUGCAAUGGGUGAUCCAAUGUUCCAGUUAAAAACAAGCACUGAAGAACAAACACAUGCGUUACCUACUCAAGAUGAGUUGGACGUGGCCAGUAGUGCUGCCUGCUCCAGACAAGAUAGAACUUCUAGUCAGGGUUUACUUUCUUCAGACACUUCUACCAAGGAAUUGGUCCCUUCUGAGGAUGGAAGCAACAUUAACGUAGAGGAUCAAAGAACUGGCACAAGAACAGAUGUCAAAGAACAUUUUGAGAAAAAUGCUAAAGAUACCAGUGGUAGCUCUUUGCCUACGGUGAAUAGUGUGAGCCUGACACAAGGCAGGCUCUUGGAGCCUGAGCCAGCCUUAGGAAUAUUGAGGUCCAAUGAAAACCUAAGUCAGAAGUCACUUAAUACAAAUGUACUUGUGGAACAACUAGAGCAAAUUCAAAGUGAGUCUACAACACUGAGAGGUACUGCGGAAAUGCAGAAGGUGGAACUAGAGGAGGUCAGGCCAGCUGCAGAUGAUUCUUUGGUUUUUCAUGACUUUGCAACCAGAAGUAUGGAACUUAACAAGCAAGCAGACAAAAUUGAGAGAACACAAAAAGAGAUGAGAGAUGCUUGUGGAAAAUCAGAAGCAUUAAGAACUACAUCACCAACACCUGAAAAAUCUCACCUUGUACUAGAGCAUUGUCCAAAUCAGAGUUCUGUGGAUGGACUUCCUGAGCAAAAUCCUUAUCCUCCAGAGCACAAUAUAUGCACAAUCAACUUUAGUGAGAAUGAAGCUUGUGCUCAGGAUGAUCAACAACAAUGCAUAAGCAGAACAGAAGAGACUUCAGUGAACAAUGAUCACAGAUGUCCAGAGGAGGAACAGACAUUCAUUUUAACCUUGGUGGAAAUCCCAGCUGAUUCAAAAGAGUUUGAUGCAUCUGUUUUGCUGGAACAAACUUCAGAACCAUUACUACCAGCCCCGAUACUUAUCAGCCCAAUAAAUGCAAGGGAAACAAGUGUGACUGAAGUGGAGAGCAUUAGUUCAUCAACAGCUGCAGCUGAUGAAUUUACUGCACCUUUAAACAGCAGUGUGGAAACUGAACACAUAGAGGGUGCAUCAGUAGAGCCUGUCCCGGAUUUGCAGACAACGCAAAAAAGGUCAGCUGCUGACCUUGAAGAGAAUAAUUUUCCUCCUGCCAAGAAAAUUCUCUCUAGUGUUGUAGUAGAAGAUAACUUGGAAACCACUUAUGAGAGUUAUUCAAUUAAAUCCACAAAUGCUCCAACAGUAACUUCAGGGAAUCCUUUUCAAAAGACAGAGGCUUCAGUAAAAGAAAAAGUACCUGACUCUGUGUUGGUGUCUGAAUCUAUGUCACCACUGGCUGACAGGAGCCAGCUUGAGACUUUGGAGAACUGGGGAAAAGCACCACUUGAGGAUUCAGCAUCCAAACAGAAAGAGGAAGUAGUGUCUAUUUUGUCCUCUAACAGAAAAGCAGAAAUAAGUGGACAAUGGAAGCAGGGGGAUGUGCAUGAAGCUGGACAGUUGGAACAUACUGGAAGCCUAGCACCAUCUUCAAAAACUCCAUUACUCAGGCAUGGACGAAAACCUUUGGGAUUUUUAUCUUUAAUUUGCACAAAAAGUAGUUCUGAAACUGCAGAAAAUUCCAAAAGGAGUAGAGGGAAGAUCCCAAAACCUCGGCUUGUAACUCCAAAGCGAAACCUAAAAAACCACACUCCAUCCCCGAAGGAUGACAGGGAAUCUUGUUCUCUUCCCUCUACAAGUACAUCAUCAUCUGUGGAGUAUGAGCAUAUAGCUGCUGAUGCUGCAGUUAUGGUUCCAAGUAACAAGCCAUCUGAGAAGCCACCCCUUUGUGCUAAAGGUCAAGAGAAGGAAGAAGAGCCAACCAGAAUCUCUGAGUAUUUUUUCAGUGAUAUCUUUAUGGAAGUGGAUGAUUCAGAAUAG